AUGUGUUUGGAAGAGGAGGAAGGAGAGCCACUGAUUAAUCUGGAUGCUCCUAUUACUACAGGACAGAUAGAAUUUCUGGAAGGGAUGCUCCACAGGCUUGCUCCCAGCUGUGUCCUGGACCUGCCUUCUCAUCUUUCUAGUGCCACGAUUUAUACAGUCCUGUGUGUUCAGGGCAAGAGGUCUCCCCGGGUGGCCCAGAGUCGUGACAGUCCAGAGGGGCUGGCGUGUUUGGUGGGCGCCGCCUCCUCAUCAGAUGAAGCAGGAGGUACGCCGGUGGAGAAAGGCUUCUUCUGCGCCUUCUGCACUCGCGUGGGAAGUGGCCCACUUCUGCACACUCUGGUUCUCUCCCUCAAGGCCACAGGAGAAUGUGGAGUGCCUGAUCGUCAAGAACACGCCCCUCCCGUUCCUGGCGCUACCUCCCCCCGGCCGCGCGGUGGCGCUGCGUCCCCGCAGCGGCCGGGGCCUCUCUGGGGCGCUCGGGCGCGCAGGCCCGUGGGGACGCCAAGGGCUGCGGCCACGCGCGGAGAGGCUGCGGCUCUCCCACCGGUCACCCUGGCCCUUCUCUGCUUGGACGGUGUCUUCCUCUCCUCAGCCGAAAAUGACUUCGUCCACCGGAUCCAGGAGGAGCUGGACCGCUUUCUGCUGCAGAAGGAACUGUCGAAGGUUCUUCUUUUCCCUCCACUCUCCAGUCGCCUCCGGUACCUGAUCCAUAGAACAGCAGAGAAUUUUGAUCUCUUGAGCAGCUUCUCCGUUGGGGAGGGCUGGAAGAGGAGGACGGUCAUCUGUCACCAAGACAUCAGGGUACCCAGUUCAGAUGGCCUCUCUGGCUCCUGCCGCCCUGCUGCCUCCUACCCCAGCAAGUACCACGGUCCUCGGCCCACCUCAAACCAAGGAGCAGCUGCAGGGCCCCGAGGUGCCCGGGCUGGCCGGUGGCAUCGUGGACGCAAACCAGACCAGCCUUUGUAUGUGCCCCGGGUGCUGCGCAGGCAGGAAGAAGGGGUGCUGACCUCUACCUCGGGGCUCAAGGGAGAGGCCCAAGCUGGCAAGGACCCAGAAGAGCCUGGAGAUGUUGGUGCUGGAGACCCCAACUCUGAUCAGGGACUCCCUGUGCUGACGACUCAGGGAACAGAGGACCUAAAGGACCCAGGACAAAGGUGUGAGAAUGAGCCGCUGCCUGACCCUCUUGGCCCUGAGCCCCCGGAGCCUGAGAGUCAGUCAGGGAAGGGAGAUAGGGCGGAGACGGCCACACAACUUGAGUCCGGCCUGCAGCUGGACCUGGAAGAGGGGAAGGAGAGUCCACUGGAGAAGAGGCUGGUGGCAGAGGAGGAAGAGGACGAAGAGGAGAUGGAAGAGGACGGCCCCAGCAGCUGCUCGGAGGACGAUUACAGUGAGCUGCUGCAGGAGGUGAUGAGGCUCUUGAGCCCGGAAAGGGAGGGCGGAGGUGAGAUCACAGACAACCUGACGAAGAAGGAGAUUCAGAUAGAGAAGAUACACGUGGACACGUCCUGCUUUGUGGAGGAACUGCCUGGAGAGAAGGACCUGGCCCACGUGGUAGAGAUCUAUGACUUUGAACCAGCGCUCAAGACGGAGGACCUGCUGGCAACGUUUUCUGAGUUCCAAGAGAAGGGGUUCAGGAUUCAGUGGGUGGAUGACACUCAUGCACUCGGCAUCUUUCCCUGCCUGGCCUCAGCUGCUGAAGCCUUGACCCGGGAGUUCUCGGUGCUCAAGAUCCGGCCUCUCACACAGGGAACCAAGCAGUCAAAGCUCAAAGCCUUGCAGAGGCCAAAACUCCUGCAUCUGAUGAAGGAGAGGCCACAGACAAAUGUGACCGUGGCCCGGAGGCUAGUGGCCCGGGCCCUGGGACUCCAACACAAAAAGAAAGAGCGGCCUGCUGUCCAGGGUCCGCUGCCACCCUGAGGCCUGGAGACUCAGCUGGCCUGGAUCUGCACCCCGACGUAGCUGGCGCCCCAACACCAUAAGCCUUCACAGAUGCCGGAGCAGCCCCACGCCACCCUCAGGCUUCAUCAUGAGGCAAGGUGGGCUUUAGUUCAAUUUAGUCCCAGAAAUGGAGAAAAAAUAAAAAUUCACAUUGUUCUAAUGUGA
Sapajus apella (tufted capuchin) is the source of this 2103-nucleotide messenger RNA. It is a transcript of the gene R3HCC1, whose product is annotated as R3H domain and coiled-coil containing 1. NCBI's taxonomy places the organism in Eukaryota, Metazoa, Chordata, Mammalia, Primates, Cebidae. The record is from RefSeq and is a predicted model, not a curated record. The transcript has 11 exons. Bases 1 to 1917 code for a protein of 638 amino acids. Gene Ontology annotation, molecular function: nucleic acid binding.